This is a messenger RNA of Motacilla alba alba, 1284 nucleotides long. Its product is annotated as glycogen [starch] synthase, muscle-like. NCBI's taxonomy places the organism in Eukaryota, Metazoa, Chordata, Aves, Passeriformes, Motacillidae. The record is from RefSeq and is a predicted model, not a curated record. Gene Ontology annotation, molecular function: alpha-1,4-glucan glucosyltransferase (UDP-glucose donor) activity. Gene Ontology annotation, biological process: glycogen biosynthetic process. Gene Ontology annotation, cellular component: cytoplasm.
AUGCCGCUGGCCCGCAGCGUGUCCGUCAGCUCCCUGCCGGGCCUGGAGGACUGGGGGGGUCCCGGCGCCCCCGACAACGUGGUGCUCUUCGAGGUGGCCUGGGAGGUGGCCAACAAAGUGGGGGGGAUCUACACGGUGCUGCAGACCAAGGCGCGGGUGACGGCCGACGAGUGGGGCGAGAGCUACGUGCUGGUGGGGCCCUACGUGGAGAGCGCCGUGCGCACGCAGGUGGAGCUGCUGGAGCCGCCGCAGCCCGCGCUGCGCCGCACGCUGGCCGCCAUGAACGCCCAGGGCUGCAAGGUGCAUUUCGGGCGCUGGCUGAUCGAGGGCAGCCCGGCCGUGGUGCUGCUGGACGUGGGGGCCACGGCCUGGAGCCUGGAGCGCUGGAAGGGCGAGCUCUGGGAGAGCUGCGCCAUCGGCGUGCCCUGGUACGACCGCGAGGCCAACGACGCCGUCCUCUUCGGCUUCCUCGUCGCCUGGUUCCUCGGAGAGUUUGCGGCGCAGAGCGAGGAGCGGCCGUUCAUCGUGGGCCACUUCCACGAGUGGCUGGCGGGGCUGGGGCUGGUGCUGAGCCGCGCCCGGCGCCUGCCCGUGGCCACCAUCUUCACCACGCACGCCACGCUGCUGGGCCGCUACCUGUGCGCCGGGAGCGUGGACUUCUACAACAACCUGCACAGCUUCGACGUGGACAAGGAGGCGGGCGAGCGGCAGAUCUACCACCGGUACUGCCUGGAGCGCGCGGCCGCGCACUGCGCCCACGUGCUGACCACCGUGUCCCACGUCACCGCCGCCGAGGCCGAGCACCUGCUCAAGCGCAAGCCAGACCUGGUGACCCCCAACGGGCUGAACGUGCGCAAGUUCUCGGCCAUGCACGAGUUCCAGAACCUGCACGCCCAGAGCAAGGCCCGCGUCCAGGAGUUCGUCAGGGGCCACUUCUACGGGCACCUGGACUUCGACCUGGACAAGACGCUUUUCUUCUUCAUCGCCGGGCGCUACGAGUUCUCCAACAAGGGCGCCGACAUCUUCCUGGAGGCGCUGGCCCGCCUCAACUACCUGCUCAGGGUGAACGGCAGCGAGGUGACCGUGGUGGCGUUUUUCAUCAUGCCGGCACGGACCAACAACUUCAACGUGGAGUCGCUCAAGGGCCAGGCCGUGCGCAAGCAGCUCUGGGACAAUGAUAGCGGGCAACAGGCAGAGGAAAUGUCACCGUGCCAGGGUGUCACCGUUGGGGACAAUGACGCUGUCACCGUGGUAGGUGGGGAACAGGACAAGGUGUCACCAUGA